GGAUUGGCGGACUGGAGUAACGUUAGGAGAUAUGAUGGAAUGUGGAAAGGCGCAGUGGAGGACGGCUUGGGACGCGAAGCCUGGUUUGAUGGAGCGUCAUAUUGUGGACAAUUCAAGGAUGGAUUUCGGCAUGGGUACGGUAUUUAUCUUCACCCUCUUGGAUGGCUGUAUGCAGGACAGUUUGAGAAAGGGUUUCGUCACGGAUAUGGAUCCAUGGUCAUGAGGAAUGGAGAUAUAUUUGAGGGAAAGUUCGAGAACGAUAGAAAACAUGGU
This is a messenger RNA of Guillardia theta CCMP2712, 273 nucleotides long. RefSeq lists its product as hypothetical. Lineage: Eukaryota; Cryptophyceae; Pyrenomonadales; Geminigeraceae. The annotation marks the transcript as partial. The transcript is spliced from 2 exons. The record is from RefSeq and is a predicted model, not a curated record.